AUGAAGACAAUGCCCAUCUGCAAAGCUGAGACACCCAUGGUGUUUUUCUUUCGCUUGGGUUCACUGCCAGUGUCAAAAUCUCAGCUCAUGAACACUUUGAUCAAUGACCGUCACAGCACCUUCUUCCACAGGAACUGCCCAGGUAGCACCAAAUCUCGCCUGCUGAUGGAUGGUGUGGCAGAGAUUGCCUGCUAUGAUGACAAGUGGACUGAGCUCAAGGCUCUGAAGAAGAAACAUAACAAAUCUGAUCUGUUAACAAGUAAACAAACUGAGCUUGAAGAAAUCUCCAAAAAGCUGCAGUCUGCAACCUUUGGCCUGGAGCACAUCUUCAGAGAAAUGGGACAGAUCUAUGAAGCCCAUAGAGCAGUGCAAGCAGAGAGCAGAGCAGUAAAACCAAAACAUACAAACACUGACUGGUCUAAAUACCCUGAACUGGCUGCAGAUCUGAUGAUUUCAGGACACCCAGUGGAGCUGAUGGACGGUGAUGCAGGUCAUGUGCCUCUAACAUGGAUCUCUGGUUUUUUAGAUGAAGUCAUCAAGAAACUAGGCGACCAGAGAGUUUUUGUGUUGUCAGUUUUGGGCCUACAAAGCAGUGGAAAGUCAACAAUGCUGAAUGCCAUGUUUGGAUUGCAGUUUGCAGUGAGUGCAGGCAGGUGCACCAAAGGUGCCUUCAUGCAGCUGGUCAAAGUGUCAGAGGAAAUCAAGAAAGACUUCCAGUUUGACUAUUUUCUAGUGGUGGACACUGAAGGACUGCGGGCUCUUGAGCUGGCAGGAAAUAGUACUCGUCAUCACGACAAUGCACUAGCAACAUUUGUUGUUGGCCUAGGAAGCCUGACACUGAUCAACAUCUUUGGUGAGAAUCCAGCUGACAUGCAGGAUGUCCUGCAAAUUGUUGUUCAGGCUUUCAUGAGGAUGAAGAAAGUUAAACUUUCUCCCAGUUGUGUGUUUAAACAGUCUCUUGAUGCCAUUAUGAGCAAGCCUGUAGCAACAAGAGGCUACAGUUCAACUUACUUACAAGAAGUGGCUAAAACAGUUCAGGACACAGUGACAGAGUUUGAAUCAAAUAAGAAAUGUGCUUUCAAAAAGGAGUUCACAGUUGACCUGUUACUGUAUGUAUUUGACACUGCUUGCAGUUGGCUUUCACAGUCUCACAAAAAAUACAAAACGAGCAAUGAUGCACUCACUUACUUGGAAAGCAAAAAAACAGAAUACUACAACAUUUUCAGCAGCUUCUGCAAAGGAAACUCUUCUGCUGUUGUGUUUGGAGAAAUGAUCUGUGGGAAACUGAAGGUUUCCAUUGUUGAAGCAGUCUGUAACAAAGUUGCCAUUGAUCUCGCUGGAGAGAUGAGGUGCACUUUCCCAGCAUUCAAUGGGAACAGACUGAACUUGGAGAAACAUGUGUUGAAGUCACUUGCAGAGAAAGAGGACUUUGAUGCUUUCAUCACCUACAUUCGAAAUCCAAGGAAGCAAGUAGAAGCUUUUAUCAAAGAGAAAGUAAACACACACAUGCUUGGAGAGCACAAAGAUAAAACACUAAGUAUACUCAGGAAAAAUGAGGAGGACAUCAACAAACUUGUCAUUCAUGCUUUAAAUGUAACAACAAAAAAAGUCAAGACCCAGAGAGGAGACACAGACAUGUGGGAAAAGGAGUUUUCUAGUCUCCUCAGUGAUAAACUGACCCUUGAUGCCAUCUCUAUUCAAAACUUCAAGGACAUAAAAAAUUUUGACUUCCUUCAAGAAACGAUUGAGAAAGGCCUUGUGUCCAUCACAAAGAUGAAAAGCCAGCUUUCGCUGGAUAAGAUGAAGGAAUUCAGACUGAGACCUGAUCAAAUCCUCAUCGAUCAGCUGUGUAACUGCUGCUGGGAAACCUGCCCGUUCUGUGCAGCUGUUUGUACCAACACAAUUAAAGAUCACAGUCCUGAAGAUCACAGUGUCCCCUUUCAUCGAUCUCAAGCAAUCAAUGGUUGGCACUACAGAAACACUGAGAUAUUGUGUGUUGACUUUUGUACAACCCAAGUUGCAAGUGAAGGAAGUUUUUACCCUUGCCAUGACUCAAAUCAUACCAUUCCUUUUAAAAAAUACAGAACUGCUGGACCACCAUAUGAAAAUUGGAGCAUUACCCCUGAUGAGUCUAAGCUC
This is a messenger RNA of Pundamilia nyererei, 2139 nucleotides long. RefSeq names its product interferon-induced very large GTPase 1-like. The transcript is spliced from 3 exons. NCBI's taxonomy places the organism in Eukaryota, Metazoa, Chordata, Actinopteri, Cichliformes, Cichlidae. The record is from RefSeq and is a predicted model, not a curated record. Gene Ontology annotation, molecular function: GTP binding. The annotation marks the transcript as partial.